GUAAGACACAAUUACAUGCCAAUUCUUAUAUCAGAAAGUGCCACCUCAAUUCCUCAGAAAUGGCUAUUAGGGUGGAGAUACCAUAUUUAUAGAUACUCCCCAAAAAACACGACACUUUCCUGCAAUGAGUUUUUCUCAUUCCAAUAUUUUUAGCUGAUCAUUUCAAAAGGUCUCUCUCUCUUUUCAAAAACUUUUCCAAUCAUGUUUUUCGCAUACCCAAUUCUAGUAUUGGUUUUGAUGAUCACAGUUUCAUAUUUGAUUCUUCGAUUAUUAAGCAAAACAUCUUUAUUGCAUAUUCUCAAGAAGUGUUGGAGAUUGAUUGAAGAUAGGUUUCAUGUUCACCAAUUUUACAAAAUUCCUCAAUUCAAUGAACAUAAACAGGAAAAUCAGCUCUACAGGAAAGUAGCUUCGUACCUGAAUUCUGUCGCUUCCGUCGAAGAAUCCGAUUUCGCAAACCUUUUCUCGGGAAACAAAUCGAACGAAAUCAUUCUCCUCCUCGAUUCGAACCAGACUGUUCUCGACACAUUUCUCAGCGCUAAAGUGUACUGGACGAACGAGAAAUCCGAGAGAGAUGGUUCGAGAGCGUUGAUUUUGAAGAUCAGAAGAACCGACAAGAGGCGAAUUCUUCGUCCCUACUUGCAGCACAUUCAAAAGGUGUUUGAUGAGGUUGAUCAGAGAAGGAAAGAGGUGAAACUGUAUAUAAACGCAGAGUCGGAACCGGAGAGGAACGGACGGUGGAGAUCCGUCCUGUUCAAUCAUCCGGCGACGAUCGACGCGGUCGCGAUGGACUCGGAUCUCAAGAACAAGGUCAAGUCCGAUCUCGAAUCGUUCCUCAAGUCGAAGCAGUACUAUCACCGACUCGGCCGAGUCUGGAAGCGGAGUUACCUCCUGUACGGUCCCUCCGGUACCGGAAAAACGAGCUUCGUCGCCGGAAUGGCGAAAUUCCUCUGCUACGACGUCUACGAUAUCGAUUUAUCGAAAGUAUCAGACGACUCAGAUCUCAAGCUCCUCUUGUUGCAGACCACGAACAAGUCGCUGAUCGUGGUGGAAGAUCUUGAUCGGUACUUGGUUGAAAAAUCAACGGCUAUAAGUUUGUCUGGGAUUCUGAAUUUCAUGGAUGGGAUACUAUCGUGUUGCGGCGAAGAACGCAUCAUGGUAUUCACAAUGAAUGGAAAAGAUCAGGUUGAUCCAACGGUUCUAAGGCCUGGAAGAAUUGACGUACGCAUACACUUUCCACUGUGCGAUUUCUCAGCUUUCAAAAGUUUAGCCGAUAGCUAUUUGGGGGUAAAAGAGCACAAGCUUUUCCCUCAGAUUGAAGAGAUGUUUCAAAUCGGGUCAAGUUUGAGUCCGGCUGAGGUUGGGGAGAUCAUGAUAUCCAAUCGGACUUCCCCUAGUCGGGCUCUCAAAUCGAUUAUCACUGCAUUGCAAAUAAAGGGUGACCAUAGUGGGUUGAGUCGGGUUGGGCAACGGUUGAGUGCGAGCUCUUCUUGUCGGCCCUCUUGUGAAGAGUCCAGUGAUUCCGGGUCCUUCUUUGCUCGCGAAGGUGCACAUACAAUGAAGGAGUUUCGCAAAUUCUAUGGACUAUUGAGGAUGCGGAGUAGUAGAAAAGAAUCGAUGGAUUUGGAUUCGGUUGAGAAAGAAAAUUCAGUUCACAACACCAAACUUGGCUAGACAAUAUUGCAGGGUAAUGUUGCAAGCAAGAUAGCCUAUAUUGUAUCUGAAGCUCCAAAAUGUAGGACGUUUUAGGUUGUGAACAGAUUUAUUCAUUACAAGACUUUUUUUUUUUUUACAGUGAUAACUUACUCUUUUUAUUUUCAUCCACCAAAAAAAUAAAAAAAUAAAUGAUACAAAUUUUUAGAAUCAAGCUUAAUUUUAAAGUGAUGAUAUUGUAGUGAUUCCUUUACACUUCCAUCGUGCCUAAUUCCAAAAAAACAAAAAAAACGAAAAAAAGAAGAAGAAGAUUGUACGUAUCGUUUGAUGUAAAACAUUACUUUAUAUUUGUUGCAUUAUGUUAUUUAUUUUUAAGAAUAAAUUUGCAUUGUUAAAGUAAUGAAACAUGUAUGAAAUUAUUCCA
Molecule: messenger RNA, 2074 nt
Organism: Camellia sinensis
Lineage: Eukaryota; Viridiplantae; Streptophyta; Magnoliopsida; Ericales; Theaceae
Product: AAA-ATPase At2g46620
Molecular function (GO): ATP hydrolysis activity; ATP binding
Source: RefSeq, a predicted model, not a curated record